This is a messenger RNA of Colletotrichum graminicola M1.001, 954 nucleotides long. RefSeq lists its product as uncharacterized. The record is from RefSeq and is a predicted model, not a curated record. The transcript has a single exon. Lineage: Eukaryota; Fungi; Ascomycota; Sordariomycetes; Glomerellales; Glomerellaceae. The coding region runs from base 1 to 954 and encodes 317 amino acids.
AUGGGUUUAGCACUACACGACAGUUGUGAUGCAUUAGAUCUCACCCAGCGGUACCUGUCCCCCGGCCCCUCGCAGGUCAGCAGGCCGCGCCCCCGCGCCCACUACAACGGCGCUUACUAUCACGCCGAUGGCUCCAUCGUCCUCAACAGGGAGCUCGCCGAACAUAAGCUCCCUCUUCUCGGUCUCGUCCUCGUUGCCAACCAUCAGAAAGCAACAAGGUCGCAACGGCGAACCCGUCGUCGCCCGAUUUGUCGGCCCAACCGGCAAUGGAGCAUCGGCGAGGCGGCCGAGGGCCGCGCUUUGGCCAUGAGUAGCCAGAAACUCCCCGGUGGGCAGCGUCGUCGCACGCCGUCCCUGGAGAGGGAGGAGGCUUUCAGGGAUGCUCGCACCACGAAGUCUCUCACUUACCCGCAAGAUGCACGCGACAUCUCCGAACUAUAUCGCGUCGGCCUCCUCUACGACGAUGAGCACCUGCGCGGUUCCGGCUUCGGCUUCGAGGCCAUCGACCGUGCUGGGCCCGAGUAUACCAUCCGCCCGGCCAAGAGGGCACGCAAGACCAGAGCCCCGGAAGUCUCGCACGACGACGACUUGCAACUUGCAUUGGACCUUACGCUUGCAGAACUUGGACACGGCGAAUCUUUCGCUCAGUUUCUCUGCUCACCCGACCUUGAAGAGUCAUCCUCGGAUACCGAAUCCACCCCCAGUACCUACAGCGCUCGAUUGGCACCCCUACACUUCGUCUCUGAAGUGUUGCAUUCCCCUCCGUACUUUAGCGACGACACUCCCGACAUGACGACUGACUCUGAGUCCGAAUCCGAGUCCGAUUCUAUUUCUGACGCAGAUGGAUCUGCAUGUAAACCACAUUGUACGAUGACCAGAGGAGGAAUCAGCGAACCAUCUUCAGCAAGCCACCAGGGCGCCAAAGCUUGGAUGGUGCUGGGUGACGGCUCGUAG